AAACUGACCCGAAACACUUAACCCGAAAUCAACCUAAUCAUUUGAAUAAAAUUGGAGUCAAACAAAAGUAGUUGCACGAAAUUAAAACCCGUGAAGUGAUGACACAACAUUACAACAACUAACAAAUUAACACGCCCCAUUCAUUCAUUCAUUCAUAUAUUAAUUGGUGACUUGUAUUUUUCAUUUACUUGCAGUGGUUUAAUUAAUUUCCUCGAUCCACACACACCAAAUUAAACACAAAAACAGACGCAACACAAUGAGUAACAACGACGAAACAACGACGACACAUCUUUUGGUAGACGAGGAACAUCAAAGAGAUCAACAAAAAUGGGUGGAUGAAAAAGAAGCAAAAUCUCAAAUAAUAUUCUCGUUGCCAAUGAUUUUAACCAAUGUUUUUUAUUAUAUGAUUCCGCUCGUUUCUGUUAUGUUUGCUGGUCAUCUUGGUCCUUUACAGCUUGCUGCUUCUACUCUUGCUAAUUCUUGGGCUACUGUUACUGGUUUUGCUUUUAUGAUUGGGCUAAGUGGAGCAUUAGAGACAUUAUGUGGGCAAGGAUAUGGUGCAAAACUAUAUGAAGUUCUAGGGAUAUAUCUCCAAGCAUCAUGUAUUGUUUCAAUAAUAUUCUCCAUAAUCAUAUCCAUUCUAUGGUGGUUUACUGAACCGAUUUUAAUCCUACUCCAUCAACAUCCUGAUAUUUCAAAAGAAAGUGCAAUUUAUAUGAGAUUUUUGAUACCAGGAAUAUUUGCAUAUGGCAUUUUACAUAACAUUUUAAGGUUCCUUCAGACACAAUCAGUGGUUUUUCCCUUGGUUUUAUUCUCCUUUGUGCCUUUAGUUUUCCAUUGUGGGCUUACUUAUUUCUUGGUUCAUUGUACUACCCUUGGUUUUAAAGGAGCUGCUUUGGGUACUUCCAUUUCAUUUUGGGUAUCUAUUUUGAUUUUGAUGGUUUAUGUUAAGUGUAAUAAUAAGUUUGAACUUACUUGGGGUGGAUUAUCUAUACAAGCAUUACAUUAUGUUUCUGUCAAUCUGAAGUUGGCUUUGCCUUCUGCUGCUAUGGUUUGUCUGGAGUACUGGGCUUUUGAGAUAUUAGUGUUGUUGGCUGGUCUUUUGCCCAAUUCAGAAACCACAACUUCUCUCAUUGCAAUUUGUGUUAAUACAGAAGCGAUUGCAUACAUGUUUACUUACGGAUUAAGUGCUGCAGCAAGCACAAGAGUUUCAAAUGAGCUUGGAGCAGGGAAAUCAAAUCAAGCAAAGCAAGCAAUGAAUGUAUCACUAAAACUAUCAAUUCUGCUAGCUGCUCUUGUUCUUCUUGGUCUAAGCUUAGGCCAUAACAUUUGGGCAGGCUUGUUUAGUGAUAGUCACACAAUUAUCAAAUUAUAUGCUUCCAUGACUCCUUUGCUUUGCCUUUCUAUAUUCUUUGACUCUAUCCAAGGCAUUUUAUCAGGUGUAUGCAGGGGAUGUGGUUGGCAACACUUAGCCAUGUACAUAAAUUUGGGUACAUUUUACCUCAUUGGUAUGCCAAUUGCAUGUUUACUUGCCUUCAAGUAUCAUUUCUAUGCCAAGGGUCUUUGGAUUGGCUUAGUAUGUGGCCUUACUGCUCAAUCUGGUUCACUUUUUCUAGUUACUCGUCUACAAAAAUGGACAACACUUGGGAUGUCUCGUACUCAUGACGAUGAAACUCUUGUUCUUGUUUGAUCAUUGUAAGCUAGGAAUAGACCAUGACAAACAAAACAAUUUACUGCAAUUAAGAUGAAAAAAAUGCAUCAUUUUCAAUUGCAUAUAUUGCACAAUCUCUGAUUAUUUAGCUCUAUUAGAAACACGCACAUUUUUGUGUAGAAAUACACUGUCAUUGUAUUUGACAACUAAUGGUUCAAUGAACAAAUAUGAGUGAGAUACGAAAAUUUAGGAA
Messenger RNA from Amaranthus tricolor (Joseph's coat), 1904 nucleotides. RefSeq names its product protein DETOXIFICATION 18-like. Gene Ontology annotation, cellular component: membrane. The coding region runs from base 257 to 1690 and encodes 477 amino acids. The transcript is spliced from 7 exons. Gene Ontology annotation, biological process: xenobiotic detoxification by transmembrane export across the plasma membrane. The record is from RefSeq and is a predicted model, not a curated record. Lineage: Eukaryota; Viridiplantae; Streptophyta; Magnoliopsida; Caryophyllales; Amaranthaceae. Gene Ontology annotation, molecular function: xenobiotic transmembrane transporter activity; antiporter activity.